Messenger RNA from Larimichthys crocea (large yellow croaker), 3915 nucleotides. RefSeq names its product kinesin light chain 1b (gene klc1b). Gene Ontology annotation, cellular component: kinesin complex; cytoplasm. Bases 126 to 1778 code for a protein of 550 amino acids. The record is from RefSeq and is a predicted model, not a curated record. Gene Ontology annotation, molecular function: kinesin binding. Gene Ontology annotation, biological process: microtubule-based movement. NCBI's taxonomy places the organism in Eukaryota, Metazoa, Chordata, Actinopteri, Sciaenidae. The transcript has 15 exons.
UCACUGUACAUCAGCCGGCCGCGGUGGCUGCUGGGAGAGAGUCGCUGUGUUGGAGACAUUUUGGAUUUAAAGGGGCUGAGCUAGCGUCAGUCCGAGCUCUCGGUUUCCCAGAGCUUACAUAGAAGAUGUCCACCAUGUUGUAUGCACGGGAAGAGAAGCUCGAGAAGCUCUCUCAGGAGGAGAUCAUUUCCAACACCAAGCUGGUGAUCCAGGGCCUGGAGGCCCUGAAGAACGAGCACAACUCCAUCCUCCACAGCCUCCUGGAGACCAUCAAGUGCCUAAAGAAGGAUGAAGAGGCCAACCUGGUGCACGAGAAGUCCAACCUGCUCCGCAAGUCAGUGGAGAUGAUUGAACUGGGCCUGGGAGAAGCACAGGUGAUGAUGGCCUUGUCCAACCACCUGAACGCGGUGGAGUCAGAGAAGCAGAAGCUGCGAGCACAGGUGAGGAGGCUUUGCCAGGAGAACCAGUGGCUGCGGGACGAGCUGGCCAACACCCAGCAGAAGCUGCAGAAGAGCGAGCAGAGCGUGGCUCAGCUGGAGGAGGAGAAGAAGCACCUGGAGUUCAUGAACCAGCUCAAAAAAUAUGAUGAAGAUGUCUCACCCACUCAGGAGGAGAAGGACCGAGAGACACCGAAGGACUCCCUGGACGACCUCUUCCCCAAUGAUGAGGAGGAGCAUGGCCAAGGAAUGCAGCACCAACACAACAGUGCAGCCGUGGCUGCAGCCCAGCAGGGAGGCUACGAGAUCCCAGCCCGUCUGAGGACCCUGCACAACCUGGUGAUCCAGUAUGCCUCCCAGGGCAGGUACGAGGUGGCCGUCCCCCUCUGCAAGCAAGCUCUGGAAGACCUGGAGAAGACCUCUGGACACGACCACCCUGACGUGGCCACCAUGCUUAACAUCCUGGCCUUGGUCUAUAGGGAUCAGAACAAAUACAAAGAGGCUGCCCAUCUGCUCAACGAUGCUCUGUCCAUCCGUGAGAAAACCCUGGGCAAAGACCAUCCCGCUGUUGCCGCAACGCUGAACAACUUGGCUGUGCUGUACGGAAAGAGAGGGAAGUACAAGGAGGCCGAGCCUCUGUGCAAGAGGGCUCUGGAGAUCAGAGAAAAGGUCCUGGGGAAGGAUCACCCAGAUGUGGCCAAGCAGCUGAACAACUUGGCCCUGCUUUGUCAGAACCAGGGCAAGUACGAGGAGGUGGAGUACUACUACUGCCGUGCCCUGGAGAUCUACGAGUGCAGGCUGGGCCCCGAUGAUCCCAAUGUGGCCAAAACCAAGAACAACCUGGCAUCCUGUUUUCUCAAACAGGGGAAAUACAAGGAGGCUGAGGUCCUGUACAAAGAGAUUCUGACUCGCGCUCAUGAGAAAGAGUUUGGAUCUGUUGAUGCUGAAAACAAGCCCAUCUGGAUGCAUGCAGAGGAAAGGGAGGAGAUGAGCAAGGGCAAGCACAGAGACAACACUCCAUACGGAGAGUACGGAGGCUGGUACAAGGCCUGCAAAGUCAACAGCCCUACAGUGAACACCACCCUGAGAAACCUGGGUGCCCUGUACCGCCGACAGGGCAAGCUAGAGGCUGCUGAGACCCUGGAAGAGUGCGCCGUGAGGUCUCGCAAGCAGAGCAACACAGGCAUCGACCCAAUCCACCAGACACGUGUGGUGGAGAUCCUGAAGGAUACAGAGGGCGACAGGCGGAGGAGCAGGGAUAGCCUGUCCAGCGUUAAGUAUGAGAGCGGCUCUGAGACCGGCGAGGAAGUGAGUAUGGGCGUGGAGUGGAAUGGGGCCUAAGCCAUCAAGAUUAUUCCUCCAUCCUUCUCUUCUUCCCCAACACAAUAGCAAAAGGAUGAGUGUUGUCGUUCCCUCUGGCCUACUCUGUCCCAACAAACCAACAGCUCUUCUACCAUUCCCGGUGCCCCGUCUCCGGCAGAGACUCAGAAAGCCCCCCUCUCCUCCUCCUGGUUGUUACCUCUGUCCCUUGUUCAUCUGACAACUGCUGGGACGUUUGGUCUUCUCAUCUCUCUCUCUCUCUCUCUCUCUCUCUCUCUCUUUCUCUCUCUUUCUCUCUCUUUCUCUUUCUCUCUCUCUUUCUCUCUCUCUCUCUCUCUCUCUCUCUCUCUCUCUUUGCCUCUAACUAACCCCGUGUCACCCACCAUUUCAGAAAAAUCAACUCUUUCUCUCACUUAACAUUAAAAAAAAUCAUUGUGUGUGAAAUCUUUUUCCUGUGAGGAAGUCACUUGCACAUUUUUCCUCUCUCCAACACUCAUUUGUAAUAUUUCAUAGAUGCAUAGUACAUUUAUUUGUCUAGAUAGCUGAGUGUGAAAGUAAUUUAUUGGAAGAAGGCAGAACAGGAAUGUUGAAAGAUUUUGAAGGAUCUGUGUCACCAUUUGACUGCUGCAGACAUCACUCCAACCCACAGUCAGAUAAAACGAUCACGGUAGAGUCAGUAUAUUACAGUCAUUCAUCUGCACAGUUGCUCUGCAUUGGUGUGUUUGUUGCCUUGAGCACUCGCAGUCUUGAGAGUUGACCUCAAAACUAGCUUCCAGCCGGGUGCCCGCAUUUAGCCAGUGUAGUAUUUUCUUUUUUUUUAUUGUUGUGUUUUCUGUUUUUAAUUAAAGCGAUGAUGAGAUCAAAUGCCUAACCAGUUUGGAAAUAAAUGGUACCAUGCAGUUUGACAUGCUAAUAAAAGUGUCAUUUCAAUUAAACUUCUGUGGCCUAGUUGGCAGGAAAUGAGAAGGGAGCAUUGCUAAUUUUUUUUUAUAGAUUAUAUUUCCUUUUUUUUCCUUUUUGUUUUUAUAAUUUGUGUUUACAUUUUAUAAACGUUGAUUCUUUUGUGGCUGAAUAUUAAGGCAGUAGCUUGUCAACAAACGCCAUAGUGUUGCCUGUUGCGAAAGACCAGAAGGGCCGAGAUCAAAUAGGCCAAAGCUGACUGCAAAUUGGUCAGAUCCCAGCUAGCUCUUGUUGCCAUGGGAAUUUAUGUACAAGUUGCUCUCACUGGCUUCAGUGUCCUUGGUUUGAUAGAGUUAUUCACACAGGCUCUGUGCUGGUGAAGUGUGUACACAGCAGCUUGCAUUUACAAAGGGAAUGAGCAACAUUGGCUGACACUGUAAAGCAAAUAUGACAGCAGAGACCAACCGGAGCACCUAGCACAGACACUGGCCACCCCGAGAGAUUGCUACAUAUUUAUAGAUUUCAAAAUAAAGGACGUAAAUGCCUUUAAUUGCCUUUAUUCGUUGGUGUAGGAGUAGAAGCUAGUGUUAUAAUUCAUUGGAUGUCUGGAUUCCACAGUAGUUCUCGUGUGUAUUUGUGUAUGUUUUUGGUGGUACUGUCACAGUGCCCACUCUGGCUAUGGAUACUGUAUUUGGAACACAAAGCUUAAUGGAGUGUGUUGCCUUUUUUUCUUACACAGUCGUUUGCAAGUGCAACAUUGUCACUUUGGUGAGUCUUGUUUUUUGACACCAAAAGUACAGUGCGAGUGUUUCCUCAAGAUCAACAUGUUGUUUCAGAUGUUUAACUUGCUGAAUGUAAAAAUGACUUUAACAUCUUGGAAGUGUAAUUGUAGGCUGUAUUUAUAGAUUUGACAAGUGCAUUCACUAUACAGCUUUUCAGUAUGCUACUUGCCUUGAUUCUUCAUUCCUUCCAACGAGUACUCCUAUUACUUCUAAUGCAACUCUGAACAAAAGAAUUGACUAUGUACAUCACAUAAUUAUGACAAUAUUGUUGUGUUAGUGGAAUGCUUAUUUAUUGAACUGUCUAUUCUUGACAUAUAUAGUGUGACUUCAGUUUACUAAAGUGGAAGAACAUAAAUGGUAAGGUCUAUAAGCACUAUCUUAGUAAGUAGGACUGCAUUAUAUUUACCAUUCUGCAUUGUGAUGAUUAUUGCAUCAACACUUGUUGGUAUUCUCAAAUAAAGUUUUUCAUUUGUGAA